Molecule: messenger RNA, 2712 nt
Organism: Seminavis robusta
Lineage: Eukaryota; Bacillariophyta; Bacillariophyceae; Naviculales; Naviculaceae
Source: the annotation of a GenBank genome assembly
AUGGUGUUUUCUCCGAGAACAACUUUCUUUGACAUCAUCCACUAUGAGCCAGAAGAGGAGGAGUUGGAGCUACCAGAGGGAAAGUCUCUGCCGCAUUUCGAUUACUAUGAGAAGCUUCGCCGAAAUCGAUUCAUCCCCUCUGUUGUCUACGAGAACUCCAGUAUCGUCGGUAUCCCAGCUCAUGUCACUCCUCUCGGCAACAGUAAGAAUGGUAUGACAUCGAUUCGAUUGGCUCAUAUAGCCAGCGUGAUGGCCGUGACCAAUCCCAUCUACUGGAGAAUCGAUCCCAUCUGGAACAAUGUCCAGGCCGCUGCGGUGUUGGCACUCAAACAUCUCAACGAACGGAGUGGUCGCAUAAUUCAUGAUCUCCCCGAACGAAUGCAAGCCUGUCCCGACUUGUUCUUUACCAUGGAUCUCUACGACUCUUUAUUCAGUCCCAUCCAUGCUGCACGACAAUUCACGGGUCGCAUUGUCAAUCGACAACACUCCCUGGCCACUCCACUUCCCAUGGCUCUGUCGGGAGCCACACGCAGUGAAGUUUCCGAAACAUUGGCCACAUUGGCCGGUGUGAUGGGAAUCCCACAAGUCUCUCCCGUUUCCUCCUCAGAUUCCCUCGACAAUAAAAGUGUCUUUCCCCUCUUUUGUCGCACCACAUCCUCCAAUCAAGGCAUGGCCCGAGGAUUGGCCGCUCUGGUCCAUAACUGGGGCAGUGACAAGGACAGCAGCAAUAGCAAUCUCCAUGUGGCCAUUCUCUAUGCACGCAACACGGUGGGAUUGUCCCAUCACAAACACUUUUCCAAUGCCGCACGAAGCAUGGGGAUGCACGUGUUUGGAGCGCCCUAUGAAAUCAAUAAUCCAGCAUCACUCGACAAGGCCAUUCAGAGUGUCAUUGAUUCGGGAUACCGCUACAUUUCCUUGGCUCCCGAGUUGGGAGGAUUUGCUGGCAUGGCACAACGUGCCUAUGAGUUGGGGUUGGGAGGCAGUGGCCAGAGCCAAGAGUAUGUCUUUUUGUUAUCGGAAACCAACAUGGAAAUCAUUAGUGCUGGCUAUGCACUCCCACAGGCAACCCAUUAUGGAGCAGCAUCUCUACUGAAUGGAUCUUCCAUGGUCCUGGUAUCCUUUCCUCCCAGCCAAGAUUAUCAAGAUGCCAUGCAGGAAGACUUUUUGGAUAAUCCACAUGUCAUGGACUAUUACAUCCAAAAGCAUCCCUCCCAACAACUCUUUCUGCAGGAAGCCUUUAGCUUUGAUCCCAUACACGAUGCAUUGCGCAACAACUUUGCUGGGGCUUUGCAGUAUUCCCAGUACGAUGUUAUCAUGGCAUUAGGACUGGCAGCCUGUCAAAUGGAAGAUCCAUUCUUUACUGGCCAGCAACUCUUUCAAGCCAUCAAAAACUUGACCUUUACAGGACUGACCACAAACAUCAAAUUCAUGAAUGAGACUUGCUCUAGAGACAUGACCACAUUGCAAUACGCAGCCUACAACUUUGUGGCCAAACCAGUGGAUGACAAUGGCUUGAUUCGAUUCGACACCAUUACCAAUGCCCACAUCCACUUGUAUGCCAACACCACUACGGGCAAAGUCCACGAGGUGGUGGAAAUCUUGGCUCCCUACACCUACCGAGAUGGUACGGGCAAUCCUCCAGCAAGUAUCCCUCCUGUACACAUGGAAAUGAACCAUGUUUCUCUAGGAGUGCAGAUUCUGGGCUGGAUCUUGGCGGCUUUGGUCAUCAUCCUGGCCGUGUCCUUGGCCGGUUGGACCUUUCUCCGACGCAACACACAAGUGGUCAAACAGAGACAGCCCAUUUUUCUGUGGGUGUGCUGCAUGGGUGCUAUUCUCAUGGCAGCGGCCAUUAUCCCCAUGAGCCUCCAAGAGCCUGUGGAGAACUUGGAUGCUGUCUGCAUGUCCACGGUAUGGCUCAUUUCCGUGGGCUUUUCCACCGCCUUUGCAGCAUUGAGCUCCAAGACAUGGCGAGUGAACACAAUCUUUCGACAUGCCCAGCGAUUCCGUCGCAUACAAGUGAGAAAUCGUGAUGUUUCCCUGCCGGUGGUUGUAAUCCUGGUCAUCAAUUUGACUCUGCUCUGUGCCAUGCAAGUAGCAGCACCGCUGGUAUGGGAACGUGUCGUGGUUCAAAACUUUGAUCGAUAUGGUCGAGUCCAGGAAUCGUAUGGGACCUGUUCGGCUUCGAGUUCCACUACCCAGUGGCUAUUAGGAUCCAUCUUUUUCCUCAACUUUGCCGCCGUGUUGUUGUCCAACAUCCAAAUCUAUCUGUCCCGCAAUUUGCCAGACGAUCUGAGUGAAUGCAAGGAAGUGGCCUUUUCCAUGUUGAUGCUGUUGGAAGUGUGCUUGGUGGGCAUUCCAGUUCUCGCAGUGGUCCACGAUGUGCCGACGGUCCGGUUUCUGAUUGCCAGCUUGAUCAUUUUUGUGGUGUGCCUUGCCAUUUGGGUACCACAGCUGCCCAAAAACCAGAAAGAUCGACAACGAGUGUUCAAGGCCAGUCACGUUGCCAAAAGCUCCGACGCAACGGAUUAUCGUACCGGUAUCCCCUCCUCUUCCGUACGAUCAUCCGAACGCAAUCCUCGGAACGGUGGGGACGUUUCAUCCUCCCGGACAGGUGGUGCCAGCAGGGGCAGGGCAGGGGUAAAGGAAUCCAACAAGAGAUGGCAAGAAGAGAAGGAGGCGGAAGAAACAGAGAACCAUGAAAUGAUUCUGUAG